AUGAAUCCAGACCAUAGCGACUCGGAUACCGGCUCGAUUUUCACGGUCAAGACCAGCACCACUGCUCCGACGGAAUGGACUUCGGAAGAAGGCAAUGAGUCUCGCGAUGGGAAUGAUGUUAUGUCCAUCUUGAGUAAUUUAAUUGAUGAUGAACAAGCCGAUCAUGAUACUGAUGACGCUUUCCAGCCAAACGACGACCAGGAACAAAACAAGUUGAUGCUGAUGCAUUUGUGCUACGAGCUGGUGUUUGAUGGCAAGUUGCAUUUAUCACCUAUUACCAGUGAACCUCAAAAUGUUUUGGAUAUUGGUACAGGGAGGGGAGAUUGGGCGAUUGAUUUUGCUGAGGCGUAUCCAUCUGCGCGCGUGAUUGGCACAGACCUCAGUCCGAUACAACCAUUAUGGGUCCCCCCAAACUGCACCUUCGAAAUCGACGAUGCCGAAGAUGACUGGCUCUACGCCCAACAAUUCGACUUGAUACAUACCCGAACCAUAUGUGGCGCCAUACGGGACUGGCCACGAUUCCACAAACAAGCUUUCGAUCGUGUGAAGCCCGGCGGAUGGUUUGAGAUGCAAGAAAAUGAUGCAUGGUUCCAGCGCGACGACGGUUCGUGUCCCGAAUGGACGAAGUUAUUUUUGGAGAAACUGGACGAAGCGAGCAUCCUAAGUGGGAGGCGGCUCAAUGUCGCCCGAGACCAGAAACAGUACAUGAUCGAUGCCGGCUUUGUCAAUGUGCAUGAUGAAAUUUUCCGACUACCCCUAAGCCCUUGGCAUGAUGACCCCCGCAUGAAAGAAAUCGGUCGGAUACGUGGCGUAGCCAUGAACGAGGGGGUCGAAGGAUACAGCUUGGCUUUAUAUACGCGAUUUCUAGGUUGGAGUCCGACCGAAGUACGAAUCUUGCUGGCCAAGGUGCGCUCCGAAUUCAAUGAUUUGCGAAAUAAAAUGUACAUUGCUGUGCAUGUCGUGUACGGUCAGAGACCGGAACAAACGGUCACGCAAUGA
Talaromyces amestolkiae is the source of this 999-nucleotide messenger RNA. RefSeq lists its product as uncharacterized. Gene Ontology annotation, molecular function: methyltransferase activity. The transcript is spliced from 7 exons. The record is from RefSeq and is a predicted model, not a curated record. Bases 1 to 999 code for a protein of 332 amino acids. NCBI's taxonomy places the organism in Eukaryota, Fungi, Ascomycota, Eurotiomycetes, Eurotiales, Trichocomaceae.